GGGUUUAAAAAGACUGAUCCCCCUUUUGGGAUAUUCACAACCCACGCUGAUUCAGUCCAUAUUAUUCCCUAAUUAGUUUAGUUAAUAAAGAUUCAUCAUCUUAUGGUAUAUUUAGUAAUCGUAAAGAUAUGGGUGUGCCAUCUUCAAACGAAACACGUGUAUUUGCUGAAGAAAUUUUCCAGAAAGUUGAACACAAGAGUUCUGGAUCAAAUCUUUAUCGACAACAAGAAGAGGCUGCACCAAUGCUAACCAGGAAGCAGAGGAUCACUUGCACGCUAUUGGAGGCAGAUGACGAUGAUGCCAAAGAUGUGCCUGGUGGCUCUGUUUCUGUUGUCGAUAAAGAUGUGAAACGAUUUAGGAAGAGGAGCCAAAACCAAGAUGAUGAUGAUGAUGAUGAUGAUGAUGAGGGAGCUGGAAUUUUGAAACAAGAAAGAAGGGUCAAACAAAAAUCUUCUCAUGAAAAAUCAGAUUAUUCUGAAUCUGAAGAAGAAAGAUUACGUGACCAAAUAGAACGAGAAGAUUUGGAGCGUCGUUUAAGGGAAAAAGAUGCAUCAAGGAUAAGAAAGCUGACUGAACAGAAGUUGUCUAAGAGGGAUGAAAAAGAAGCAAUCAGGAGAGCCAAUGCCUUGAAAGAUGAUGACAUUCGAGCUUUAAGAAAAGUUUCGAGGCAAGAAUAUCUCAAGAAAAGGGAGCAGAAGAAAAUGGAGGAAAUCAAAGAUGAUAUAGAAGAUGAAGAGUAUCUAUUUGAGGGCUUCAAGUUAACUGAAGCCAAACAACGUGAACUAAGAUACAAGAAACAAGUAUAUGAGCUAGUCAAGAAGCGGUCACAAGUGGAUGAUAAUGUCAAUGAGUAUCAUAUGCCUGAUGCAUAUGAUGAAGAAGGCGGAGUCAAUCAAGAGAAAAGAUUUGCUGUAGCUUUGGAGCGAUACAUAGAUUCAAAAGAUGGAGAUAAGAUGAAUCUGUUUGCCGAACAAGAAGCAUGGGAGGAUCAUCAGAUUAACAAAGCAACGCUAAAAUUUGGAUCAAAAAACAAAAGGCAAUCUGACGAUUAUAACUUUGUGUUUGAGGACCAGAUUGAGUUCAUACAGGAACAAGUCAUGGGUGGUGUCAAUGUUGAUGAAGAGGAAGAGGAAGAACAUGAAAGAAUCAUAGCAAAAUCAGCACGCGAGAAGCUUCUUGCAGACAGAAAAACUUUACCUGUGUAUCCGUAUCGAGAGUCUUUGCUAAAAGCUGUUGAAGAUCAUCAGGUUCUUAUAAUUGUUGGUGAAACUGGUUCAGGGAAGACGACUCAAAUACCACAAUAUCUCCAUGAGGCUGGAUACACAAAACGUGGGAUGAUCGGAUGCACACAGCCAAGAAGAGUUGCUGCCAUGAGUGUUGCUGCAAGAGUUUCUCAAGAAAUGAAUGUCAAACUUGGUCAUGAGGUUGGGUAUGCAAUACGCUUUGAAGACUGUACUUGUGAGAAAACAGUGAUCAAAUAUUUGACUGAUGGAAUGUUGCUUCGUGAAUUUCUAGGUGAACCUGAUCUUAAAAGUUACAGUGUGGUGAUGGUGGAUGAAGCUCAUGAAAGAACACUAUCAACUGAUCUCUUGUUUGGUUUACUUAAGCAGAUCGCACGCUUCCGCCCUGAUAUCAAGUUGCUGAUCUCAAGUGCCACUCUCGAUGCAGAAAAGUUCAGCGACUAUUUUGAUUGUGCCCCAAUUUUUAGAAUUCCAGGAAGGCGAUUUCCUGUUGAGAUUAACUACACGAAAGUACCAGAGGCCGAUUACCUUGAUGCAGCAAUUGCCACAGCUCUUCAAAUCCAUGUCAAUGAACCCCCUGGAGAUGGCGACAUUUUGGUCUUUCUCACGGGUCAAGAGGAAAUCGAAACAGCCCAAGAGAUCCUCAAACAGAGAACACAUUGUUUGGGUAGUAAAAUACCCGAAUUAGUAAUAUGCCCGAUUUAUGCAAAUCUCCCAACCGAGCUUCAAGCAAAAGUAUUCGAACCAACUCCUCAAGGGGCACGAAAAGUGGUUCUUGCCACCAACAUUGCAGAAACAUCAUUAACAAUCGAUGGAAUCAAAUACGUUAUCGACCCAGGAUUCGUGAAAAUGAAUUUUUACGACCCGCGAACCGGAAUGGAAUCGUUAAAGAUUAUCCCAAUUUCAAAAGCAUCAGCAAAUCAACGGGCGGGUCGAUCGGGUAGAACGGGUCCCGGGAAGUGCUUCAGGUUGUACACGGCUUACACUUACUAUAACGAAUUGGAUGACAAUUCAGUCCCGGAGAUCCAAAGGACAAAUCUGGCAAAUGUGGUUUUGAGCUUAACAAGUCUUGGAAUCGAUGAUUUGUUGAAAUUUGAUUUUAUGGAUCCACCACCAUCUGAGGCGGUGCUUAAAGCUUUGGAGCUGCUGUUUGCGUUGGGUGCACUUAAUAAAUAUGGGGAGUUGACAAAAGUUGGGAGGAAAAUGGCGGAAUUCCCACUUGACCCGAUGCUGUCGAAGAUGAUUGUCGCAUCUGAUAAAUAUAAAUGCUCAGAUGAGAUAAUUACGAUUGCUGCAAUGUUGUCGAUUGAAAACUCAGUGUUUUAUCGGCCAAAGAAUAAACAAGUCCAUGCUGAUAAUGCUCGCUUGAAUUUUUAUACAGUUGAGGAGUAUGAAACGAGGACGUGACAUAAGAGAUCAACUGAAGGGGAUUAUGGAAAGGGUUGAGAUCGAAUUGGUGUCAAACUCAGGGGACUUGGAUGCAAUUUACAAGUGCAUAACAUCAGGAUACUUCUCACACUCAGCAAAGUUGCAAACGAAUGGAUGUUA
Lactuca sativa (garden lettuce) is the source of this 2789-nucleotide messenger RNA. Its product is annotated as pre-mRNA-splicing factor ATP-dependent RNA helicase DEAH1. Gene Ontology annotation, cellular component: intracellular anatomical structure; catalytic step 2 spliceosome. The record is from RefSeq and is a predicted model, not a curated record. Gene Ontology annotation, molecular function: helicase activity; ATP binding; RNA binding. Lineage: Eukaryota; Viridiplantae; Streptophyta; Magnoliopsida; Asterales; Asteraceae.